AUGACUUAUGCAGCUACCUCAUCAACCUCGGCCGUUCAUGGCGACCCUCAAGCAAGUUUAAAGCUUGCUGCUUCACGCCCCAGGCCUAAGCUACAUCAUAUUUUUACUUCAUCAGCAAUACCUGCUGCUCUGGCACCUACCUACGCGUCUUCAUACACAACAACUCCAACAUCUCUACCUCCCUCUUGCACUCCGUCAAAUGAUUCAAGCCCUUUGGGCACCCCUUUCCUCUCAGCAGUCGACUCCCUUCGGGAUCGAGUUACACCACUUCCUCCCACCUCUGCGCCUUCUCUAGAGCUUGGGGAUAGCAUCAUGGCUGUCCCCGCAACCAUCAGUGCUUCCUACCCGGGAGAUACGGUUAUCCCAAACUCUAUCAAGGGUACGGGCUUGAUGCGCCGAAUCUCUAGAGGCGCUGCGAAUAAGCUCACUAGACGAAGAACUUCGAAUUCCCACAACGACAAACGUGACCGCAGCUCCGGCCCUGUCAUUAUGCGCCGCCGCAGUGAUAGUAAAACUGGGACGCAAACUGGCCGCGACAGUGCCCUUGAUUCCAGCUAUGAAGAAGACAGCAACGAUGCUCUCGAUGCGUUAGGUGGAUGGGCCGGUUCAGAGGCGUCUAGUGUUCCAAACGACAAUACUCCGACUGUUCCCCGCAACCCGGCUGUCGUUGCACCUACGGUAGAUUCGGCUAUUCAGCGCGGAACUAUUCUCACCAAAGUUACGAAAAAAAGAAGAAAGCAAGUACGCUUUCUACUCAAUCUAGACGCAGGCAAAGUCUACUGGGAUCCCUCGAAUCCAGCCAAGCGGUUCUAUAUCGACGAUGUCAAAGAGAUUCGGGUUGGUGCAGAUGCACGCAAUUACCGAGAAGAGCAUCAAGUUUCCCAAGAUGCGGAGAAUCGAUGGUUUACAAUUGUGAUCGCGGAUGCCGAGCGAUCCAAAGGCCGACCAGUCAAGACGAUACACCUUAUUGCCCCAAACGAACGUCUGCUGAAACUUUGGACGACGACUUUGGAGUAUAUUUCGCGGUACCGGGUGGGGCUUAUGGCUGGUCUGGCAGCCUCAAACCAAAAUGAAUCGGUUCUAAAAGCUCACUGGCAGCGCGAAAUGACGAGGCUUUUUCCAAAUGGAAUGAAAGCAGGAGACACAGAGACGCUCGAUUUCGCAGCCGUUGAAAGCGUUUGUCAAAGUCUGCACAUUAACUGUUCCCAGAAUAUGUUACGCGCUCAUUUCUUGAAGGCUGAUACUGGCAAGCACGGGAAGCUCAAUUUCGAUGAAUUCAAAGACUUCGUCACACGUCUAAGAGAGCGAAGGGAUGUCCGAGAGAUCUUCAGGAGCCACGCCGACGAUCAUCGUGAGGGCUUGACAUUGGAGGAGUUUCUAAUCUUCCUUCGCGACGUACAGAAGGAGGAUAUAGAUUCUGACCGCGCGUAUUGGAUAUCUGUCUUUGAUAAACUUGUCAGAAAGUCGAAAUCGCGCACACAAAGCCCUACUGGUACGAGCUCUGAGGACCAGUCUUCUCGCAUGAGUCUCGAUGCUUUCUCCUCGUUUCUUGCCUCUGCCCGCAAUGGGGUGUAUGCCUCUCGCUCGCCUCAGUCCAGAUUUGACCGGCCGUUGAACGAAUAUUUUAUCUCAAGCUCCCACAACACCUAUCUUCUUGGCCGACAAGUCGCAGGGUCUUCUAGCACCGAAGCGUAUAUAAGCGCUUUAACGCAGGGAUGCCGCUGUAUAGAGAUAGAUUGCUGGGAUGGUGCAGAUGGUCGGCCCAUUGUGUCUCAUGGAAGGACCAUGACCACUAGUGUCUUGUUUGCCGAUUGUAUCACCGUUAUCAACCGCUACGCCUUCUUUUCUAGCGAGUUUCCACUCGUCAUAUCCCUUGAAGUGCACUGCAACCCUGAACAGCAAAUUGCUAUGGUGAAAAUCAUGAAGGAGACCUUCGGAGAAAAGCUGAUCUUAGAGCCGCUUUCUAACUCAUUCGUUCUCCCCUCGCCAGAAGAGCUCAAGCGUCGUAUUCUCAUCAAGGUCAAGACGUGUGAUGAGACGGAAAAUAUACGACAAGACCCAAUAACUUCAUUUCAUGGUCGGAAGCGAAGCUCAAGUUCUCCUUUCAUUCGCCCUUCGAUGUCCGAUGGACCUACAUUACCUAACCUUCCGUCGCUUUCAAGUCCACCCACAAUAGGUGCAGAUUGCCCGGGUCCAUUCUUGGUACCCGAGAGGAGGUCAUUGACUACCACCAGCAUCAGCAGCGCCACUGAGGACAGUGACGGUGGUCUUGUCUCCGUCAGGAAAGAGAGAAGAAGGCGGCAAAAGAGCAAAAUCACUAAGCCAUUGUCCGACUUGGGAGUGUACACACGCGGCUACAAAUGGCAUAGCUUUGCCUCUGCGGAGAGCCAAGCAUUCAACCACGUUUACUCCUUUGCCGAGCGGUCUUUUGAAAGUAUUUGUCGGGAGCCCAGCAACAAGGCCCUUUUCGAGAAGCAUAAUUCAAAAUAUCUGACGCGGGUAUAUCCCUCCGGUUUUCGGCUACGAUCGUCUAACUUCGACCCCCUUAAAUUCUGGCGACGUGGUGUCCAGAUGGCUGCGCUCAACUGGCAGACUUAUGACAUUGGUAUGCAGAUGAAUCAGGCCAUGUUUGCUGCAGGAAGCGACCGUACUGGAUAUGUGCUCAAGCCAGAGUCUCUCCGUGUUGUCUCAUCAGAGAAAGACACGAGAAUCACGGAAAGGAAACUUGUCCGGUUCUCCGUCGAUGUCAUUUCCGCUCAGCAACUCCCCCGACCACAAAAUAUGUCUUCGGACGGGAACAUCAAUCCAUAUGUCGAAAUUGAGAUGUUUAGUGCGGACGAUCGUGGUCAAAGCUUUGCAUUCGGCGAAGGUGGCAUGAACGCUUCUGCCCGAAACGGCAUGUCAGGCAUCGGCUUUCCGCAUCGCCGGCGCACCAAGAUUGAGCAACGGAACGGGUACAGCCCAAACUUCAACGAAAGUUUUCGUCUGUCACUGGAGACAAAAUACCCGGAUUUGGUGUUUGUUCGCUGGACUGUCUGGAGCUCACUUGAUGGCCGAAGCACGGGAACCAACGGCAGUGUUCAACUGGCCACGUUCACCGCUAAGCUCACCAGCCUCUCCCAAGGGUACCGGUAUCUUCCUCUGUAUGAUGGAAGCGGUGAUCAAUAUAUCUUUUCAACCCUGUUCUGCAAGAUUUCGAAAGAGGAACCCAUUUCUGUUCGCCGACUGAAUGCCGACGAACUCAGAGCCGAGCGGUUGGGUAUACUUCGUCAAAUCGGCCAAACGGUCUUCAAGCGCACCUCGUCAACCGAACGGGAGAAGCAAGAUCAAUCAGACAAGGGAACUGAGACGCCAAUAUGUCUAGAGGGCAAAGAGAUAUCUCCGGCGUUGACCCCAACCAUUUCGACCACCUCAACGGCGUCAUAA
This is a messenger RNA of Aspergillus nidulans FGSC A4, 3426 nucleotides long. RefSeq names its product protein plcA. The transcript has a single exon. Gene Ontology annotation, molecular function: phosphatidylinositol-4,5-bisphosphate phospholipase C activity; phosphoric diester hydrolase activity; calcium ion binding. The coding region runs from base 1 to 3426 and encodes 1141 amino acids. NCBI's taxonomy places the organism in Eukaryota, Fungi, Ascomycota, Eurotiomycetes, Eurotiales, Aspergillaceae. Gene Ontology annotation, biological process: signal transduction; lipid catabolic process; intracellular signal transduction. The record is from RefSeq and is a predicted model, not a curated record.